AUGAAAAAUGGGAAGAAGAGAGCGACGUGCUUCCGAAUUGGAAUGGCCAGCGGCGGUCUGCGUGAACUGAUCCGAACUUUAGUGGCUAAAGCACGGCCGAGAAGUAAGUGCUGGCGCUUUCUCGAUGUCGCCGGAGCGUCGACGGCGGGCGGGCGGGCGUCACACGGUGUCACCGAAAACAAGAAGUGCUCGCAGCUGCAAGUUAGAGUGUCCGUGUCACUCAUGGCUAGUCGGAGUCCAGUUUUCGUGACAAGGCCGGACGUGUCCAAGUUGAACCUGUCACCGGAGCUCUUGUCGAGCCGCCGGAUUGAUCGUGGUGGUGCUUGA
Soboliphyme baturini is the source of this 327-nucleotide messenger RNA. The record is from the annotation of a GenBank genome assembly. Lineage: Eukaryota; Metazoa; Nematoda; Enoplea; Dioctophymatida; Soboliphymatidae.